Messenger RNA from Sphaerulina musiva SO2202, 1582 nucleotides. RefSeq names its product WD40 repeat-like protein. Gene Ontology annotation, biological process: RNA export from nucleus; transcription-dependent tethering of RNA polymerase II gene DNA at nuclear periphery. The transcript is spliced from 3 exons. Gene Ontology annotation, cellular component: nuclear pore. Bases 134 to 1216 code for a protein of 360 amino acids. NCBI's taxonomy places the organism in Eukaryota, Fungi, Ascomycota, Dothideomycetes, Mycosphaerellales, Mycosphaerellaceae. Gene Ontology annotation, molecular function: RNA binding; ubiquitin binding. The record is from RefSeq and is a predicted model, not a curated record.
CAACACCGCGCCUUUCACGGCCAGAAAGUGCAACUAACUACAGAACUCGAACGCGCCUGCAAAACCCUCACCACUUGGACCGGGUGUACACGCACCGCAGCGCCAGCAGAAUAGCCCCGCCAACAACAGUAACAUGUCGGGCCUCUUCGGCUCCAACAAUGCGAACAGCAGCGCGAAUCCCACUCAAGGCGAUCUCACCAAAGAUGUUACGGUCAACGACCCACCCGAAGACAGCAUUUCCGCCCUAUCCUUCAGCCCUGCAUCAGAUCACUUGUCGGUGUCGAGUUGGGACAAGAAAGUGCGCAUAUAUGAGAUCGAUGGCUCCGGAAACAGCAAGGGGGUCGCCAUGUUCGAGCAUGAGGGACCAGUACUAGAUACAUGCUGGAGUCCGGACGGACAAAAGGUCUUUGGUGCGGGAGCAGACAAGGCCGCGCGCAUGCUCGAUCUAGGCGCAGGUCAAACUACAGGCACUCAAGUCGCAGCUCACGAUCAGCCGAUUCGAUGUGUCAAAUCUUUCACGUUCAAUGGAAGCCCCAUGCUGAUCACGGGAAGCUGGGACAAGACGAUCAAGUACUGGGACCUGCGAGCGCCUCAGCCCGUUGCCACCGUCGAUGCCGGGGAGCGCGUCUAUACAAUGGACAUUCGAAACGACUCCAUGCUGGUUGUCGGCACAGCAGAACGACACAUUCGCAUCGUCGACCUCAAGCAGCCAGACAAGUUCUACAAGUCGUUGCAGAGCCCACUUAAGUGGCAGACGAGAACAGUCAGUACCUUCAUUGAUGGCUCAGGCUUUGCAAUUGGAUCCAUCGAAGGACGUUGCGCGAUUCAGUACAUUGACGACAAGGACUCGGCCAACAACUUCUCCUUCAAAUGCCACCGCCAGACACCGGCCGACAACCGAAACGUGUCCCACGUCUAUGCCGUGAACGCCAUCUCCUUCCAUCCACAACACGGCACCUUCUCCACCGCAGGCAGCGACGGCACAUUCCACUUUUGGGACAAGGACGCAAAGCACAGACUGAAAGGGUACCCUGAAGUGGGAGGCACCAUUGCAGCAACCGAGUUCAACAGAUCGGGCAACAUCUUUGCUUAUGCCGUGUCGUAUGACUGGAGCAAGGGUUAUAUGUAUAACAAUCCACAAACGCUUAAUAAAAUCAUGCUGCAUCCUGUAGUUGGAGAUGAAUGCAAGCCGCGCCCGAAGACGACGAAGCGGUAGUCUCCUUCCGAUGCAGAGUCUCCCAGAGAGCCUGCUCCAGAGCCUGCUUCAGAGCCUGAUUCAGAGCCUUCUGUAGGGCAUUCUGCACGGCCUGGGUUGUCCGAGCGUCGGGGGUUGUCAUUCAAACUAGGAUUGGCAUGAAUAUGAGUAUGAGCGUGGAGUUCUGGCGUUCUUUGGAAAACAGAGGUGGGAAUGCAUGCAGCGAAAGCCACGCGUAGGGCGGAGCAUGAUGAAGGCGCUUGACGAGCAGUGCAGAGAGUGUCAUGAAUAGCUAGCGGCUUUGCAGUAGAUAUCGCGGAAACACUUGGCGUCAGUAUACGCAUGAAAUACAUGUACACUAGGUAGUCCCAAAUACCUCAUUUCGAG